Pteropus alecto (black flying fox) is the source of this 3978-nucleotide messenger RNA. It is a transcript of the gene MGLL, whose product is annotated as monoglyceride lipase. Gene Ontology annotation, molecular function: lipase activity. The record is from RefSeq and is a predicted model, not a curated record. Gene Ontology annotation, cellular component: membrane. The transcript is spliced from 8 exons. NCBI's taxonomy places the organism in Eukaryota, Metazoa, Chordata, Mammalia, Chiroptera, Pteropodidae. The coding region runs from base 156 to 1067 and encodes 303 amino acids.
GAUAAAGUGGCGGCGCAGACGCCGCGCCCUGUCGCUACAGAGCGGGCAGCGCGCAGCUCGGCCGGGCCCUGACCCGCCUCAGACUAGGACCCGUGGCACUCCGGGAACGCGACAGCGGCGCUCGUGGCCCCGGACUUGGAGAUCCUUUCGGAAUUAUGCCCGAGGAAAGUUCUCCCAAGCGGACACCGCAGAACAUUAGGUACCAGGACCUCCCUCACUUGGUCAAUGCCGAUGGACAGUACCUCUUCUGCAAAUACUGGAAACCCGCAGGCACUCCCAAGGCCCUCGUCUUUGUGUCCCAUGGAGCCGGGGAGCACUGCGGCCGCUAUGAUGAGCUGGCUCAGAUGCUGGUGGGGCUGGAGCUGCUGGUAUUUGCCCAUGACCACGUUGGCCAUGGACAGAGUGAAGGGGAGAGGAUGGUGGUGUCUGACUUCCACGUUUUCAUCAGGGAUGUGUUACAGCAUGUAGAUUUUGUGCAAAAAGACUACCCAGGAGUUCCUGUCUUCCUUCUGGGCCACUCCAUGGGAGGUGCCAUCGCCAUCCUCACAGCUGCAGAGAGGCCAGGCCACUUCUCUGGCAUGGUUCUCAUUUCACCUUUGGUUCUUGCCAGUCCUGAGUCUGCAACAACUUUCAAGGUCCUUGCUGCAAAAGUUCUCAACCUUGUCCUGCCAAACAUGUCCCUGGGCCCAAUCGACGCCAGUGUGCUCUCUCGGAAUAAGACAGAGGUUGACCUUUAUAACACGGACCCCCUUAUUUGUCGGGCUGGACUGAAAGUGUGCUUUGGAAUCCAGCUGCUCAAUGCUGUCUCGCGAGUGGAACGGGCACUCCCCAAGCUGACUUUGCCCUUCCUGCUGCUCCAGGGUUCUGCUGACCGCCUGUGCGACAGCAAAGGGGCCUACUUACUUAUGGAGUCUGCCAAGAGCCAGGACAAGACACUCAAGAUUUACGAAGGUGCCUACCAUGUUCUCCACAAAGAGCUUCCUGAAGUAACCAACUCUGUCUUCCAUGAAAUAAACAUGUGGGUCUCUCAAAGGACAGCAGCAGUGAGAACAGGGUCUCCACCCUGAGGGCACUGACUGGGCAGCUGUCCCACAAUUGGGGAAGUGGGCAGAAGAAGGGCAGAAGCUGGCUUCUUAGAUGUGACUUGCAAAAAAAAAAAAAUCACAAAUUGGAGGAAUCUCUAGCAUAAUUUACUAAAGAAAAAAAAAAAAGACAUCCUUGUCUUAUGUUAUGCUGACCAUCACUGGAUCUAUCUUAAAAGGUAGAGACUUUAUGCUAAAACAGAGAAGGGUCAAAGGCAGUUUUCCAGGGUUGAAAUGACCUUAAAACAGAGCGCAGUCUCUGCCCUGCCUCUCCUAGCUCCCUCAAGGUUUCCAGGAAUUCCUGGUGUUCCCUGACACCUGGCCGCAAUAAUUGGAGGAAUCCCCUCCUUCCCACCUCUCCAAUCCCCACCCUCACACCUCCCCACCAGCCUCACUCUGUGGCCUUUCUCUGGCUGUGGUGGGAUGGAGUAGCUGGCGUCAGCUUCCUGGGCAGACUCAUGUGCCCUCGGAAUGCAUAGCCCUCCAUGAUCCUUGUCAGCUCCUUGUCAGCAAGAGCUAGGCUUUGGGGCACAGGGACAGAAGCUGACGGAAGACUCCCGCUUCCUUCCCACCAGGGAGCCUGAGGCUGCUCACUGAGAGCUGUGUAUUAAGGGGUUGCCUGCCUUUGUGUGACUCAAAUUUUUCCAAGACAUUAUGAGAGGAUGAUUGUAUUGAAAAGGAAAUGUCUAAUAUAUAACAUAUACUCUAACGUAGAGACUAUUUGGGUGGGUAGGACCAAGGGGCUUGGAUGAUACUUCUGCACAGGAUUGUGCUCAAGGUGCCAAGGCACAGCCUCCAGGAGGCAGGGCCUGGAGCACCAGCAUUGGUGAUAGCAGACUUCUCUCUGGUCUCCACCAGCCUGGGCCCACAGCCACCCUGGGAGCUCAGUGCUGAUAGCACAGCUACCCCUGGUGGCAGGAGAAGGGAGUCUCAACUCAGUGGCCCUGAGGCCACAGCAGUAUAGGCAGGUGAGGCUGGCUGACAGGGCUGACUUUUCCCAGCCGAGGCCCCGCAGCACCUGACCAACCUUUCUCAGGUGCCAACCCUGACAGCCCAUGGCCCUCACUUAGAGCCAGCAAUAAAUGGAGAUCACUGCCCACCACGGGAAUACCUUCACUCUCAAUGGGACACAGUGUGACCUCGUGAAGCUCCUUAGUACAACCAUGACCAUGGAGAGGGACAGGCACACAGGGCCGUUGGGGGGCUCCUGCUCUGUGUUGAACCCCAUGGAAGCUGCAGGCAGGGGCCUCAGGCUGUAGAAGAGGCAGCCACUCUCCUGCCAGGGCCUCUGACACUAGGAGUUGGGGCCCCCAUUCUUCUUCCACAGUGGAAAUGCAGCCCCUCACCCACACCCUGUUCUUCGGGAGAUUUUUCUAGGCCCUGGAGAGGAGAGCCUCUCCACCCUCCCUCCAGGGAUCUGCCCACAUCAUGGCAGAGCUGGAACUGGUCCCCCUCCAACAGGCAGCCCAGUCAUGCUUGCCCAGGGCCAAAGCUUGUGUUCUCCUGUCCCUGCCUCUCAGGAGAGGCAAACUGCCCAGGCACCCACCCCUUGGUGGGCAAGGCCCAGGUUCCCACAGAGAGCCUCUUCCAUUGUCCCAUCUUAUUCCUCUGGUUUCUCUCUGAGGGAGAAAAAUGUAAGAAAUGCACUAAGAGAGAAGGUCAGUGCCUGUUGUCAGAAGUUGGGCAGCUGUGUGAAAGUUUGUGCUCCUCAGCUAAGGAAAAGCAGAAACUAUACUGCAAACUUUCAAACCUGCAAGACACUGAGCUCAGACCUGGAAUUCUUGCUGGAGCUGAUAGCUCAGGUCACGCAAAGUCCCCAUGCCUCCCACCCUCCCACCUCUCCCAGAAGCAUGUGACAGCAACACCACUCCCCAAAUUACUUAUCAGGUACAUGGUUUAACCAAGAAUAUUUUGGAUGCAUGAAUUUAUGUGUAUGUAAUCUCUUAUAGAGAUAAAUUCAGUCGCAUUUACAUAUCUAGUUAAAGAAUCACCUAUGUUAAAAGAAAAAAAUAUAUAUUUUAAACCGAGACUGACUCGUAAUCUAGGAGAAGGAACCAUGCCACGCCUGCCAGCUGAAUGAGGAGCAAGGGUAGGAGCCAGACAUCAGCUGUGUCUGGAGUCUUACCUAGGGUACUCCAGGAAAACUGUGUGAGUCUCCAGUUGAGUUCAUUCUCAAAGUUGACAGCCCUGUGCUACCAUCCAGAGCUUCAAAGUCGUGCCAUGGCAGUGGAACAGAAGAGCUGGGUUUGGAAAGGAAGCUAGGUCACACACAGCCUGGCCUUGAAAAUGUGAGAGGAGGAAAAUGGCUGGGCGGGGAGGAGACUCUGGAGAUGCAGCUAACUCACACUCAACUGGCAGUUCAGAUAAAUCAGGAUACUAGGCCCAAGUACUGAUGUGAACACACCACCUUCCCCUGUAACCCAGAGGUUAUGCUGGUCCAUUAGAGAAAUGGGUUUUAUCCCUGAAAAUCUUUCUAGGCAAAGAUGCCACCAGCAGCCAGUGGGAGUCCUAACCCCACCAGGCCUCAUUCCUUUGCAGGGAUAGAGGGUGGAUGGGCAGCCUCCCUGCCACCCAGUGAUGACCCCAGCUUUCCUGCUCAGCUUCUGGGGGACAUUGGGGCUCAUAGCAAGGACAUGAAAGGGUGCUCUGAACACCUACCUGGCUCUGCUUGGCACUCCAUGGCAAGGCCCCAAGCUACCUUUUCUUUCACUUGCCAUUGCUAACAUAAACCCAUUAGGAUCACAAUGAUUUUCCAAGCAAUUCACCUGUUUGCUAUUGUCACUGCCGCCUGACAUACCCCUACGUGUAUGUUGUUAGUAGAUAUACGCGUAUCAGUUUAGAACUAUUAAACCAAUGUAUGCCACAGCUAAUCCUAAUAAACCAGACGUUUUCUGAA